This is a messenger RNA of Brachypodium distachyon (stiff brome), 2133 nucleotides long. RefSeq names its product acyl-coenzyme A thioesterase 13. Gene Ontology annotation, molecular function: fatty acyl-CoA hydrolase activity. The record is from RefSeq and is a predicted model, not a curated record. NCBI's taxonomy places the organism in Eukaryota, Viridiplantae, Streptophyta, Magnoliopsida, Poales, Poaceae. The transcript has 3 exons. The coding region runs from base 1418 to 1894 and encodes 158 amino acids.
UGGUUUGUGCGAAUUGGAAACUUUUGUGAUGAAAAACGCGAUUCCGUCGAUGUUGCCGUGCAUUUCGUCCAGAAUUGGGCACUUCAUAAGUCAGGCCUUGCGAAUUUCUUGAGGCAUUGGGAGUAAAGCGAGUAGUCCAGCGAGUAUGAUGUUCCUACCUCCAGGUGGGAUGGGAUCUGUGUUCAGGGAUGCUUUGGGGCUCGUGUUAAGUGAGGAAUUAGAUCAGGUCUCAGUAAUUUCAUUAUGGUUGGGUACAAUUCUUCCAGGUGUAUGGUUUAUAGUAGUGUACUAAUUAAUCAGAUUCUGUUAUGAACUUAUGAUGCUGGCCUGCCUAGCAGUUUCCGGCGAAAGUCAAAUUCAGACUGUUGUUCUGGGACAGUGGACUUUCCAUUGGGUAUUCUUGUUAUGACUUGGUGUUAGGAACAGCUUUAUGUCUAGCUGAAGUUGCCACUGGGUUAUGGGCUGAGCUCUCAGUGAGAUGUCCACUGUUAUUACGUGUAUAACUAACCAGUUUGUGAUACUCGUAAGAUUUUGGAAGACGAUACAACUGAGCCGAGGUUCAGUGUGGCGGCUUGGUGAAAAUUGCAGUAUAAAUUCUUGCUUUCUGGCUCCUUGGCAUGUUUUGGAUUUUUAGUUUUGCACUGUGCAAAUCCUUUGAUGUUUUUUCAGCGUGGGUCGGGGCAAAUCACUCUCUUAGCAUUUUCUGCACUUGUAUAUCAAUGAAUGGCUAGGCAUAUUCACAGUGCGUUACAGAAGCUAGGAGGCUGUUAGUACUAACCCCUCAGUUUUAAGUGACAGAAAUACGUUAGCGGCGCAUUGCCCAAAGUGACAGAAGUUAGCGGCGCAUUGCCCAUUUGCCCGACAUCGCAAGCCUGCUGGACAUGAUGACUGAGGCCACAGCUAUGGAUGGAAGAAGGGGGGUUGAUCCGUGGGGUGUUUGCCCCUCCUUGGGCUUGCACGUGGGCUGACACAUGACACAUGACUCUUCUUAUAAUCAAAAACAUAGGUGAACAUGUAGCAACGCCAUCUCGAUUGCAAGAUAAAAAUGACCUAUUAGCUUCUUACCUUUCGAUCAUCUCCCUAAUAUAGAAAUGUAACUGCGUGUAUUGCGCAAAAAAAAGGGUUGAAUUUAAUGUAAGUGUGUAUUAAUGUGACUGUUUUUAGGAGUAUAUGGGUAUCGACUUGUAGCUCCACAUGUCAGCCUAUUAAAGUCUCAACCAUUAUUCCCUCACACUGCAGUCUCAACUCUCAAGUCGUCUUCUCCGCAAGGAAAGUCUUGUACUACUUUGGGCUUGCGUGUCACUGUCAGUGACCACCGAACCGACCCAACCUAGAAGAGACCGGUGCUAGGAUUCUUUUUUUGUCGGAUUCAGGUGCGGCUGCGAAAUCCUCACCGGCUGUAGAACCGCCGCCGGCCAUGGACCCUGAAGCGGUGCGGCGGACCAUCGAGCCCACCGCCUUCCCCGCGGACAUCACGGGCUCCACCCGCUACGACGCCCUCGUCGUGAGCGGCGUCCGCCUCGACGCCGCCGAGCACGGCCGCGUCCUCUUCUCCUUCGUCGUCACCCCCCGCCUCGCCAGCCCCCAAGGAUAUCUCCUCAGCGGCGUCACGGCAACGCUCGCGGACCAAUUGGGGUCAGCCGCGUUCUACAGCAGUGGGGUCGGUUUGAUCGGGGUCAGCAGCGGUGUCGGGUUGAGCGGGGUCUCUCUCGAGAUCAACGUGUCCUAUGUUGACACAGCCACCGUCGGCGAAGAAAUAGAGGUUGAGGCAAAGCUGUUGCGUGCUGGAAAAUCAGUCGGUGUUGUCUCUGUUGAUUUCAGGAAGAAAAGGACCGGGAAAUUGAUGGCUCAGGCCCGUCACACAAAGUACCUUGCUCUAUCUAGCAAAUUGUGAGACUCAUCUUCUUUUGCAAGAUAACACAUGGAUCAGCCCAACUCUUCGUUAGUGUUCUACAUUGGCAACUUCAGCCACACAAAUUACCUUUUGCCUUCAUCAAUAGGCAAGAAAGAAUGACAAGAUGUUAAUGUUUUACAUUGUUAAUGAAAAAAGACCAGCUGUCCUAUAUCAAAUUCAUGUAUCAAUGGCUAUUUUGUGAUUAGUAAUUUAGUAUAGUUCUGCUCAUUUAAUCAUUU